AUGGCGGUUCGCGCGGUGAACAGCUCGACAAUCUUCCGGUCCGCCUCACCGCCGCCGCUGGUCAUGUUCCGAAGCUGUUUCCGCCAACUUAGGACCUUGCGUAGUCAAAGCUACUCCAGAUUAGGUGUCACCUUCUCGAAUUUCGCCCUCCGCCGUGAGUCGUGCCUCUAUGGCCGGGGUUCCAGUAUUCGAACUUAUUCUCUUCAGAGUCUCGUCGACACUGUCGCGGAGGAACUCGCGGCCAUGCGCAAACGCGGUCGUUUUCGCAUUUCGAACAAAUUAGCAAGCAGUGAGGAGCUUGUCCAAGAAAAAGUAGGAAAACAAACACUACAGCAAGGUUUUCUGCUGGAGUUCAAGAAAGAUACAGGAAGGGUAUUGCUAGCUGUUGCUCAGAAACCUGAUGGCAAGAAAAAUUGGAUAGUAUUUGAUCAGAAUGGUGGUACCAGCUCCAUCAAACCUCAGCAAGUCACAUUCAUUGUUCCCGGUGUAGAAGAGUUUGAUCCUACAGAGAUAUCGGACUUCAUUGAGAGGGCUCAUAAUACCUUGGAUCCUACAUUGCUAGAGUUCGCGUGGACUGAACUUCUGGAAAAGGAAAAGUCAGUGACAGUUGACCAACUAGCUGAGAUGAUUUUUGGGAGUGCAGAGCCCCUUGAAAGUUAUUGUGCUCAUUUGUUGCUGUCAAAAGAUAAUAUUUACUUCACUGUAUUGGAAUCAAAAGGCCCCUUCUCUGUUUAUGGUCCUCGACCUGCUUCUCAGGUGGAAGAACUUAUUCAGAAAAAUGCUGCCAAAGAACUGGCUGAGAGAGAAUUUAACGAGUUUAUUAAGCUGCUAAAAUCUGUCAAAGCAAUGCCUUUGGAUGCUAAACCGUCAAAAUCAUCAUGGAAAACUGAAGAGAAGAUUUGGCAGAGGAUUGAGGCGCUUGAAGCUUUUUGUAUUGAUAAUAUAAAAAAUGAAGAGCAGAGGAAAACCGCCGGGAUGAUACUCAAAGAAAUGGGACUCGGGAAAACAUCGACUGCUGCUCUUAAUCUACUUGUAGAUAUUGGCUAUUUUCCAGUACAUGUCAAUCUUGAUUUGCUGAAAUAUAAUAUUCGCACUGAGCACCCCGAAGAAAUUCUAUCUGCUGCAGAAAGAUUAUUAUCAGAGUCACCUGACAUUGACGAGAAUGACAGAACAGAUCUAACCCACCUGAAGGUUUAUGCGAUUGAUGUGGAUGAAGCUGAUGAGCUUGAUGAUGCGCUUAGUGCCACAAGGACUCAAGAUGGGCGAAUUAAGGUUUGGAUACAUGUCGCUGAUCCGACAAGAUUAGUUCAACCUGGGAGCAUAAUUGACAAAGAGGCUAUGAAAAGAGGAACUUCGACAUUCUUACCUACUGCAACAUAUCCUAUGUUUCCUGAGAAGUUAGCAAUGGAAGCCAUGAGUUUGAAACAAGGAACUCACUGCAGAGCCGUUACAGUAUCUGUUGUACUGCAAUCUGAUGGCAGUAUUGCAGAAUAUGCUGUGGAGAACUCUAUUAUCAAGCCCACUUAUAUGCUAACAUAUGAGAGUGCAUCAGAGCUGCUGCAUUUGAACCUGGAAGAGGAGGCUGAAUUGAGAAUCCUCUCUGAGGCAGCUGCACUCCGACUCAAGUGGCGCAGAGAACAGGGUGCUAUAGACACUGCAACAUUAGAACCACGAAUUAAGGUCGGAAAUCCAGAUGAUCCAGAGCCCUCAAUCAGACUAUAUGUUGAAGACCAGGCAAAUCCUGCCAUGCGACUCGUUUCUGAGAUGAUGAUACUCUGUGGAGAAGUUAUAGCCACUUUUGGUUCUUCUAAUCACAUCCCGUUACCUUACAGAGGACAGCCUCAAUCAAAUAUUGAUGCAUCUGCAUUUUCCCAUCUUCCUGAAGGACCUGUGAGGAGUUCUGCUAUAGUGAGAGUUAUGCGUGCUGCUGAAAUGGAUUAUAGAAAACCUGUACGUCACGGAGUUUUGGGGCUACCGGGCUAUGUUCAGUUUACUUCUCCUAUUCGAAGAUACAUGGAUCUCCUUGCUCACUAUCAAGUCAAAGCAUAUUUGAGAGAUGAUUCACCUCCUUUCUCGUCUGGUCAACUGGAAGGAAUCGGAUCGUUAGUAAACAUGAAUACAAGAAUGAUCCGGAAGCUGUGCAACAGCAAUCUAAGGUAUUGGAUAUUAGAGUAUCUAAGAAGGCAGCCAAAAGAUAGAAGGUUUUCGGCGUUGGUACUCAGAUUCAUCAAGGACAGAAUGGCUGCUAUACUUCUGGUGGAGGUUGGUCUACAAGCAUCUGCCUUGGUUUCUGUCGGUGUAGAAGUUGGUGAUGAAGUGAAAGUUCGUGUGGAAGAGUCUCAUCCUCGAGAUGAUAUUAUCUCCCUGAAACAGGUCCUUGCAACAUGA
Molecule: messenger RNA, 2388 nt
Organism: Oldenlandia corymbosa var. corymbosa
Lineage: Eukaryota; Viridiplantae; Streptophyta; Magnoliopsida; Gentianales; Rubiaceae
Source: the annotation of a GenBank genome assembly